Lottia gigantea (owl limpet) is the source of this 750-nucleotide messenger RNA. RefSeq lists its product as hypothetical. Lineage: Eukaryota; Metazoa; Mollusca; Gastropoda; Lottiidae. Gene Ontology annotation, molecular function: copper ion binding. Bases 1 to 750 code for a protein of 249 amino acids. The record is from RefSeq and is a predicted model, not a curated record. The transcript is spliced from 8 exons.
AUGGAAGUUUGCAUAGAUUCUGUUGCAUCAGCUAGAAAUGCAGAACUUGGAGGUGCCGAAAAAGUUGAACUUUGUGCUAAUCUUAUGGAAGGUGGUACAACACCAACCUUAGGAAUGUUAAAAAUAAUCAAACAGAAUAUUAAAAUACCAGUUUUUGUCAUGAUAAGACCAAGAGGUGGUGAUUUUCUUUAUGAUGAUGAUGAAUUUGAAGUUAUGAAACAAGAUAUUAUUGAGUUUAAAAAAGUCAAAGCUGAUGGAUUUGUUUUUGGGAUUUUAAAAAUUGAUGGAACAGUAGAUGUUGAAAGAUGUGCUGAAUUAUUAGGUAUGAUACGUCCAUUUCCUGCCACAUUCCAUAGAGCUAUAGAUAUGUGUAUGAAACCACUGAUAGAACUAGAUGAUAUUAUUAAAUUAGGAUUUGAAAGAGUCUUAACUAGUGGUGGUGCUCAAACUGCUCUUGAUGGUGCUCCACUUAUUAGAGAAAUGGUGUCUAAGGCUGCUGCAAGAAUUAUUGUGAUGCCAGGUGGAGGAAUUAAUUCCAAUAAUAUAGAUAGAAUUUUAUUACAAACUGGUGCCAAAGAAUUCCAUUGUUCUGCACGAUCGAGUUCAAGUUCAUUGAUGAACCAUAGGAAAGAAGGAAUCAGUAUGGGUGCUAGUCUUUCCCCUCCUGAAUUUACUGUGAAAGUGACAGACAGUAAAAAAGUUCAACAGUUAGUGGAAAUGGCUACAAGUAUUUGGGAUUGUGGACAAUGA